This is a messenger RNA of Rhizophagus irregularis DAOM 181602=DAOM 197198, 1493 nucleotides long. The record is from RefSeq and is a predicted model, not a curated record. NCBI's taxonomy places the organism in Eukaryota, Fungi, Glomeromycota, Glomeromycetes, Glomerales, Glomeraceae.
GGUUUUAUCGAAUAUGGAUUUGAUGGCGUAGGAGUAGCAUUUAAUAAUGAUACUAAAUCUUGGAAAUAUAAUCGUCAAUUUUUUAGUCAAGCAAUAAUGACUCCAAGUUUCAAUCGUCAAGCUGUUGAAUGGACCAAUGAGUUAUGGGUUGAAAUGGAAUCUUAUUUAAAUAAUCUUGGAGAACAUUAUGAAUUAGACUUUAUAAAAUGGAUGCGUAGAUUUACAAAUGAAAUGAUUUUUAAAAUUGCUACCGGAACAAAAAAUGAUGCUAUCGCUUCUUAUUAUAAUAUGUUAAUUAACGAUAAUAAAAAUUCUUUAAAUGAUAAAGAAAAUGAAAAACUUAACGAAUCUAAAAAUUUUAUUGAAUCCAUUGAAACUUAUUUAGCAGGAAUGUUUUACUUUUUCGCUUUUAAUAAUUUCACCCGUAAUUAUGUUCCUUUCAUUCGUGGAAAAGCUAAGAAAUUAUUGAAAAAUAAGGAUUACUUAUUUGAUAAAUUAUACACCAUUAUUAAAGAAAGAAGGACUGAGAUUGAAAAUACACCAUUAGAUCAACCACUUCGUCAUGAUAUGUUGACGUCAUAUAUAACCGCGAAUACAUCACGUGAUAUUAACGCUGUGAAGCAUGCCGACGUUGAUUUAUUAAGACCAAUGACUGAUAAAGAAAUUUUUGGUAAUAUACUCGAAGCAAUGCUCGGAGGUACUGAUACAACAGCGAAUUUUAUUUGCUUUACUGCAUACUAUCUUGGACAUUAUCCAGAAGUGAAACAACGAUUGAGACAAGAAUUUGAUAGAGUUCUUGGAAAUGACUUAACAAGACCAAUAACAAAUAAAGAUCUUGAUGAAUUAGAAUAUUGUGAUGCAGUUACCAAAGAAGUAUAUCGUCAUUCUCCUAUAGCUUUUUUUGUUGGACGUUUAAAUGCUCAAAAAGACAAAGUUGGAGGAUAUGAAUGGCCAGAAGGAACUACAUUUCAAAUGCUUGUUUCCGCAUUAAUGAAACAUAAAGAUUAUUGGACUGAACCUGAAAAAUUUGAUCCCGAUAGAUUUUAUAGAGUUGAAGAAAGUGAUAAAUAUUUACUUGAAAAGAAAAAAAUGAAAAACACUUUUCCAAUAUUUGGAGGAGGAAUUAGAAUUUGCCCUGGAAGAAAAUUGGCAAUUAUAGAAUUAAAAUGUUUAUUAAUAUUAAUUUAUAGAAAAUAUGAUAUUGAAUUAGUUGACAUGAAUGCUCCAUUAAAAUAUAAUUCUGAUUUUAUUAAUGUCUGUACAGAAUUAAAGGUUAGGAUUAAACCAAGAAAAUUUUAAUCAGCGCGGCCUAGAGACUUUAUAGUAAACUAACUAUUAAGUGCGUAAAUUUACUUACAGUAUACUACACAUAAAAAAAUGUAAUUAGAAAUAUAUCUACAUUAUUUUGCUUUUUCCAAUAUAUUAUUUAUCCCCAAAUGUUUUUUAUUUUAUUGAAAAUAUAAAAUUGAAUAAAAAAAAUAAAAAAAAAUUUC